AUGGGUUCCAUAACUCCUCUGAUAACUAUCGCAUGUUUGGUCGGCUUGACGUCUUUUGGUGCGGCCAAAUUGAGCGAUAACGAAGUAGCAGAAGGAGUCAUAAAGCACACGCAUUACCAUACCGGUGACGUGGAACACGCGCACAAACAUGACGGUGAGGCACACCACGAGCACCACCACAAGGGAAGCGCCGAGCACGCCCAUCACCAUGGAGGAGAAUUCGGUCACGGACAUCACCACGGAGGCGAGUUCGGACACGGGCAUCAACACCACGGUAGCGCAGAUCAUAAGCACCACCACGGCGGUGAGUUCGGUCACGGGCACAAACACCACGGAAGCGCGGAACAUAAACAUCACCACGGCGGCGAGUUCGGACACGGUCACCAUCACGGCGGCAAAUUCGGUCACGGGCAUCAACACCACGGUAGCGCAGAUCACAAGCAUCAACAUCACGGCAGCGCCGCACACAAACAUCACCAUGGUGGAGAAUUCGGACAUGGACAUGAACACCACGGAAGCGCCGAACACAAGCACCAUCAUGGCGGAGACUUCGGACACGGACAUCAACACGGUGGCGAGUUCGGACACGGGCAUCAACACCACGGCAGCGCAGAUCACAAACAUCACCACGGCGGAGAAUUCGGGCACGGACAUCACCAUGGUGGCAAAUUCGGACACGGACACGAGCACCACGGAAGUGCCGCUCACAAACAUCACCACGGAGGAGAGUUCGGUCAUGGACACGAACACCACGGAAGCGCCGCACACAAACAUCACCACGGCGGUGAGUUCGGACACGGCCACCAUCACGGCGGCAAAUUCGGUCACGGGCAUCAACACCAUGGUAGCGCAGAUCACAAGCAUCAACACCACGGAAGCGCUGCACACAAACACAGUCACGGCGGCGAAUUUGGACACGGACACGAACACCACGGAAGCGCCGAGCAUGCGCAUCACCACGGAGGUGAAUUCGGACAUGGACACCACCAUGGUGGCAAGUUCGGUCACGGACAUCAACACCAUGGUAGCGCAGAUCACAAGCACCACCACGGUGGCAAGUUCGGGCACGGACACAAGCACGGUGGUAGCGCCGAACACGCUCACCAACACCACGGCAAGGCUGCUCACGGUCAUCACCACGCUGGUCACUCCAAACACCACCACAAGCACACCGUCUAA
This is a messenger RNA of Macrosiphum euphorbiae (potato aphid), 1179 nucleotides long. NCBI's taxonomy places the organism in Eukaryota, Metazoa, Arthropoda, Insecta, Hemiptera, Aphididae. The record is from the annotation of a GenBank genome assembly.